AUACACUUUGUAGCAUAGCGAUAGGGACAACCGCAAUAUCCUGUUUGUUUUGUUGUUUGUGCGUGUGGGGUGUGCAAGUUUUGUAAUAUAUGGGCAAAACCAAUGGCACUGAGUGGUUUCGUGGAAUUCUUCCAGAAAGGAAGGACUUUCCGUCCCAAAAAGAGCUUUGAACCAGGAACCUUAAGGUAUUCCCUUCAUAAACAAGCCCAAGCGUCAUUGAGCUCUGGAAUUAAUUUACGAGCUGUUGUACAGCUGCCAAAUGGUGAAGACACAAAUGACUGGAUUGCUGUUCACGUUGUUGAUUUUUUCAAUCGUAUCAACUUAAUUUAUGGUACGGUGUCUGAGUAUUGCACUCCAGAAAGCUGUCCAACUAUGUCAGGAGGACCAAAAUUUGAAUAUUUAUGGGCAGAUGGUGUAAAAUACAAGAAACCAACUCCUCUUCCUGCACCACAAUAUGUUAGCCUCCUUAUGGACUGGGUAGAGUCACAGAUAAACAAUGAAACUUUGUUUCCUGUUUCAACAGAUGUACCUUUUCCAAAGACAUUUAUCCCCUUGUGUCGAAAAAUUCUGACCCGUCUUUUCAGAGUCUUUGUACAUGUUUAUAUUCACCAUUUUGAUAGAAUUGUGGCUAUUGGAGCGGAACCUCAUGUCAAUACCUGCUACAAGCAUUUUUACUAUUUUGUGAAAGAAUUUGAUCUUGUCAGUAGCAAAGAGCUUGAACCUCUGAAAGAAAUGACUGCUCAUAUUUGCCGGGAUCAUGUGGAAUCUCAGACUACCUCUAGCUGACCAGUGGAAAGAAAAUCCUAAGACUGAACGUGUAGCCAGUUAAUCAACAUCUGUUUUAUAAUUGAUUAUGUCAAACUUAUCCAUCAUCAUCAUUUGUAUCUUGAGUGCAGCAAAGCAUGAUACUCAAGGUUAGAGGUGUAGAAAUGGAGGAGACCACUGUUCCAGCCACUGUGAAACUGGCCAUGAUCUAGGUUUAGCUGCACUCCAAAAUAGAGGUGAAUGUCAUUUUGAUAUGAACAUAGGAUAAGAGUGGUCCUGAAGUAAAUCCGAAUACAGUUUCCUACUGAUAAUUAGUGCACUGAGCAUGCAAUAACAAAGCAUAUGGAAUUUUGUAGUUUGUCAACCAAAAUGAGUUUUCCACAACUUUGUGGUUUCAAUGAGGAAUAAUGUUUCCAUCUGAUAUUGAGGCCCUAGUCUGUAAACAACAGUGGAAGCAGAUUUAUCAUAUUUAAAUCAGUAAUAAAGUUAUUCAUCUCUUUUAUUGUUGUAGCAUAAUAUAAAUUUAACGAAAAACAAAUGUUACCUUGACCAAAGCCAUAAUUUACA
Molecule: messenger RNA, 1332 nt
Organism: Schistocerca nitens (vagrant locust)
Lineage: Eukaryota; Metazoa; Arthropoda; Insecta; Orthoptera; Acrididae
Gene: Mob3
Product: MOB kinase activator-like 3
Exons: 6
Coding region: 103-786 (227 amino acids)
Biological process (GO): positive regulation of protein phosphorylation; signal transduction
Cellular component (GO): nucleus; cytoplasm
Molecular function (GO): protein kinase activator activity
Source: RefSeq, a predicted model, not a curated record